UUAUGCUGGGAAAACUAGGCUAAACCAGAGCCGUUUGGAGCCAACUGGGACGUGUGGCCACCUUAUGGAUGGGUGCUAGGAAAGUGGGUGAAUUUACCGCGGGAAAGAAUGCUGAUGAAAAGAAGGAAGAAGUCGAACACUGGGCCUUGAGAAAGACCAACGUUUGGGGAAUUGCUGGAGAAAGAGAACUCACAGAGGAUCCGGGAAGGUGAGCGAGGAGAGGAGGGUGGCAGACUCUCCAGCAGUUUUUCUGAGGGCAGUGAUCGCCGGUGGUCCAGCCCCUGGAGCUGUGAAUGCUGCGGAUUCGACAAGGACCAAGAAAUGGCCAUUGAAAGGAGCAACAAGGAAAUCAAUGGUGACUUACUGACAAACAUCUCUUUGGUUUGAUGGACUUGGAAGCCAAAUUAAAGUUAAAAAAAAAAAAAGAGUGAGUGGGAGGUGAGGACCCAGGAGGCAGCCCUUUUAAGUAAGAAGUGACCUUGAAGGGGAGGCCAAAGAUAGGACUGUCCUGGAGGUGGAGUCCAAGAAGUUUCCUUUCUUUCUUGAAGAAAGAUACUGGAAUGUAUCUAAUGCUGCCGGCCGGAGCCAGGCUGAGGAGCCUGAAGGAGUGGAAUGCAUAAUUACCCCCUCGCCGGGGACAUCUGGAGCAGUGCCCGAGGAGGCCUGAGGCCGGCCACCUGAGCGAGGGUUCCCGCUGCGUCUGAGGAGCUCUCUGCAGACCCACCUGCGUGCAAGAAAGGAGCUGGGCCACUGGACCUGCGCAUCAUGGCCCAGCUGCAGUCCUCUGAAGUGCAGCAGCUGCUCCACAACAAGUUCGUCGUCAUCCUGGGAGACUCCAUCCAGAGGUCCGUGUACAAGGACCUGGUGCUCCUGCUGCAGAAGGAUUGCCUGCUCACUUUCGACCAGCUCAAGGUCAAGGGGGAGCUGAGCUUCGAGCAGGACAAGCUGGUGGAGGGAGGCAAGAAGGACAUCAUGACCAACAGCACCGACUACCGCGAGGUCCGCGAGUUCUGCACCGGCCACCACCUGGUGCGCUUCUACUUCCUCACACGCGUGUACAAUGAGUACGUCCGGGCCGUGUUGGAAGAGCUGCGGUCCCACGAGCACACGCCGGACCUGGUCAUCAUGAACUCCUGUCUCUGGGACAUCUCCAGGUAUGGGCAGGACUGCUUUAGCAGCUACCGGGCGAACCUGGAGAACCUGUUCCGGCACCUGGGCCAGGUGCUGCCGAAGUCAUGCCUCCUGGUGUGGAACACGGCCAUGCCCCUGGGCAGGAAGGUCACGGGGGGCUUCCUCCCGAAAGAGCAGCCGGCCGUUUCCUCCGCCCGGAUUAAAAAGGUGAUCGAAGCCAACUUCUACAGCUAUGUCGAGGCGAAGAACCACAAUUUAGAUGUGUUGGACUUGCAUUUCCACUUCCGCCACGCGGAGAUGCACCGGCACGGAGACGGGGUACAUUGGAACCAUCACGCGCACCGCCGCCUCUCGCAGCUGCUGCUGGCCCAUGUGGCCGACGCUUGGGGUGUGGAGCUGCCUCACCGCCCACCAGUGGGCCAGUGGAUCAAGUGUGACCCUGCAAGGGGCCGAUCUAAACAGAGACUUGAAGGGCAGUCCCAGAGCAGCAGAAACCUAAGGGCCUUACCCCCACCCGCAUCGUUGCCUCUUCCCAGGCACAGCCCCCUGCUGCCACUCCCAGCUCCCCGCCCACCCCUGUCCCCACUCCUGCCCUCACCGCCUCUUCCCGUUCCCUGUCACCCGGCCAUGCACCCCCAGGUCUUGCUCUGUCCCCAAGAUACCUACUUUUCCUCAGACCAACCUUUCCAGUCUGGUCAGUUCUUCUUCAGCAAUUUCCAUUCUCCCCAGACAGGAUUUGACGUAGGAAAUGACUUUGUGUUUGAUCCCCAGCCGCCAAGGGCCCCCUUCCCCACGCCCUAUUAUCAGCAGCCGGCCCCUGUGGUUCAUAGGGGUUUUCCCCGGAGUCUACCUCCUGGCCCUUAUACGUCCUGGAGACAGGUGCCCAAACUUUACAGGAAGCAAGCCCAAGGCUACCCAGAGCCAAGGCCUCAUUAGACUGACUUGUGCCUUUUUCCUCAUCAUGGACAUGGACUUGACAGGUCAUCUGACCGCUGCCUAAACUGACCCAUUUUGUUAACAGAAGCCAUUGAGCCACAUUGGACUUCUUUUGGUUCUUUGCUAUUACCUGUUGUUAGCUAUGGCCUCUUCCUCCAUGCUCUGGGGGUGACCACGUGUUAUUCCUGCCUCCCCACCCCCUGUUCUCUUUGUCUUUUUGUAAACAGAAAAUUGAAAUU
Myotis davidii is the source of this 2306-nucleotide messenger RNA. It is a transcript of the gene PCED1B, whose product is annotated as PC-esterase domain containing 1B. The transcript is spliced from 2 exons. NCBI's taxonomy places the organism in Eukaryota, Metazoa, Chordata, Mammalia, Chiroptera, Vespertilionidae. Bases 766 to 2067 code for a protein of 433 amino acids. The record is from RefSeq and is a predicted model, not a curated record.